Messenger RNA from Arvicola amphibius (Eurasian water vole), 6017 nucleotides. It is a transcript of the gene Ptpro, whose product is annotated as protein tyrosine phosphatase receptor type O. Gene Ontology annotation, biological process: podocyte differentiation; axon guidance; regulation of glomerular filtration. Gene Ontology annotation, cellular component: plasma membrane; GABA-ergic synapse; glutamatergic synapse. The record is from RefSeq and is a predicted model, not a curated record. Bases 1 to 4860 code for a protein of 1619 amino acids. Gene Ontology annotation, molecular function: cadherin binding; protein tyrosine phosphatase activity; Wnt-protein binding. The transcript is spliced from 35 exons. Lineage: Eukaryota; Metazoa; Chordata; Mammalia; Rodentia; Cricetidae.
AUGUGGGGAGACCCUGGAGGCCAGGUCUGUUUUGAACAACUUAACGGAGGAGUGUCAAGAGCUCAGUCUGAGGGUGACUGGCUCCAUUGCUUUGGGGUCUGUGGCAAGACAGUAUCACAAGAGCAGCAGCCAUUGAAAGAGGAUAUCGAGAACCAGAGGAAGCAGGAAGGAUCACUCGGAGUUGAAGCUGUUGUUUUCCAUCCCACGCCCAAGGUCCCCAUGUCCCUGAGAAGGGCAAGUAAUGGGAUAAGCACAUGCGCACUUCCAUCCAUCGAUUCUCCUGUCAAUAUCCUAAUUGCUUUCCUAACCAAGUUUUAUGACUCAGAGUUAAUGCCACGGAUACUCAUGAUGAUAGAUGAAUGUGACCUUUCAGAACCUGACUUCAAUACCCAGAAUCCACCUUUUAACAAAGAUGCCAGGCAUGGCUGUGUGUUUUUGGAAUCCCAGUUCUGUGGGAUGGACUGUGCAGUCCAAGAGCACCUGAGACCUUCUUCUUCCAUCUCCUGUGCCGGGAAACCAGUCACUCUACGUAUGAUUGACUUGUAUGUAUGUGCUGGAGAUACAGCUGCAGGUUCUCAUGCUUGUGCGACAAUCACUUUACCAUUGAAUCCUCUCACCAGCCCCAGAUUCAUGUUUCGCAAGAGAACCCAUUGGGAUGCUUCUUCUUCAUCCCAUGUGAGCACAGGACAGAAAGAUGUCUCUGACCCAGAUGUGUUACCCACAGAGCAAAGGAAUAAGGAACCAAUGGUCUGUGUGGUGAACGGAAGACGAGGGCAUGUAUCAGAACAAGAGGACAGAACCAGCUCAGGCAAAUCCAAAUCAGGUGAACUUACACCCGCAGGGGGACGUCCUCUUGAAACUGCCAUUGUGAAGUGUGACUUUUACCAUGCUAAGGAAAACCUAAGGAUCCUGGCUUUACAGGGUCUCCCACUGAACCUGGCCAACCUGCGUUUCACUAGGCUUGACUUUCUGCCCAGCAAACCACUAGGGUCCUCCAGUCUCUACACAGCACUGGAACUAGAGCUGCAUGCCGCUUCUCCAGGCAUGGGUGUUGGAGACAGGACUUGGGUCCUUGUGCUUGUACAUCCAGCCCUUCUAUAUUUCAAACUUGACCAUUUCCCAACAUCUCUUCAACAAGUCUCAGAGUAUGGGGAGCCAUCAGAAGAAAUAGAAUCAGAAAGAUAUCUCUCAAAAUCGUUUAGGUUCCUCCUGCCCGUCAAAGUGAAGGAGGACAAAGAGGUCUUUAUAAUAAUGGGAGCUGGCCAGUUCCUACUUCACAACCUGGAGAUUGUUGCAACGUUCCACGUGACUGUUCAAGAUGACAACAGCAUUGUUGUGUCUUUAGAAGCUUCCGAUGUCGUCAGCCCAGCGUCUGUGUAUGUUGUGAGGGUCGCUGGCGAGUCCAAAAAUUAUUUCUUCGAAUUUGAGCCAUUCAACAGCACACUGCCUCCUCCUGUGGUCUUCAAGGCCACUUAUCAUGGUCUUUAUUACAUCAUCACUCUGGUGGUAGUCAACGGGAACGUGGUCACCAAACCCUCCAGAUCAAUCACCGUGUUGACAAAACCUUUGCCUGUAACCAGUGUCUCCAUAUACGACUACAAACCUUCUCCUGAAACACGAGUACUGUUUGAAAUUCACUAUCCGGAAAAAUACAACGUGUUCAGCAGAGUAAACAUCAGCUACUGGGAAGGCAGGGACUUCAGGACGAUGCUCUACAAAGACUUCUUUAAGGGGAAAACAGUAUUUAACCACUGGCUACCAGGAAUAUGUUACAGCAACAUAACCUUUCAGUUGGUAUCUGAGGCAACGUUUAACAAAAGUACUCUGGUAGAGUACAGCGGUGUGGGCCAUGAACCCAAGCAACACAGAACGGCUCCAUAUCCUCCGCGAAAUAUCUCCGUUCGCUUUGUCAACUUGAACAAGAACUGGGAAGAGCCAAGUGGGAGCUUCCCGGAUGACUCAUUCCUCAAACGGCAGGAUACAACUGGAAGGGACAGACUCUUCCAUUUCCCGGAAGAAACUCCAGAGACUCCACCCAGCAAUGUGUCUUCCGGUUGGCCUGACCUAAACGGCACGGACUAUGAAAGCACAUCUCAACCCUACUGGUGGGACAGCGCGUCUGCGACCCCCGAGAACGAGGAGGACUUCGUCAGCGUGCUGCCUGUGGACUAUGAGAGCGACACCACACUCAGCCGGACAGAGAAGCCCACGUCUGACCCUUUCUCAGCCUUCCCGGUGCAGAUGACGCUGAGCUGGUUACCGCCCAAACCGCCCACAGCCUUCGAUGGGUUCAAUAUCCUCAUAGAGAGGGAAGAGAACUUUACUGACUAUUUGACAGUGGAUGAAGAAGCCCACGAGUUUGUUGCAGAACUGAAGGAGCCUGGGAAAUACAAACUCUCGGUGACAACCUUUAGUUCCUCAGGAGUCUGUGAGCCUCGGAAAAGCCAGUCAGCGAAGUCGCUCAGCUUUUAUAUCAGCCCUACAGGAGAGUGGAUGGAGGAGCUGACCGAGAAGCCCCAGCACGUGAGUGUCCACGUCUUAAGCUCAACCACAGCGGUGAUGUCGUGGACAUCUUCGCAGGAGAACUACAACAGCACCAUUGUGUCUGUGGUGUCCCUGACCUGCCAGAAGCAGAAGGAGAGCCAGCGGCUAGAGAAGCAGUACUGUACCCAGGUGAACUCAAGCAAACCUAUUAUUGAGAAUCUGGUUCCCGGUGCCCAGUACCAGGUUGUGAUGUACCUAAGAAAAGGCCCUCUGAUUGGGCCACCAUCUGAUCCUGUGACAUUUGCCAUUGUUCCCACUGGGAUAAAGGACUUAAUGCUCUAUGCCUUGGGUCCCACGGCAGUAGUACUGAGCUGGACCCGACCUUACUUGGGAGUGUUCAGAAAAUACGUGGUUGAAAUGUUUUAUUUCAACCCUACCACCAUGACCUCAGAGUGGACAACCUACUACGAAAUAGCAGCGACCGUCUCUUUAACAGCAUCUGUGAGAAUAGCAAAUUUAUUGCCAGCGUGGUACUACAACUUUCGGGUAACCAUGGUUACGUGGGGAGAUCCAGAAUUGAGCUGUUGUGACAGUUCCACCAUCAGCUUCAUAACAGCUCCCGUGGCUCCAGACAUCACCUCUGUGGAGUACUACAACAGCCUGCUGUACAUCAGUUGGACCUAUGGGGAUGACCACACUGACCUGUCCCAUUCUAGGAUGCUGCACUGGAUGGUGGUGGCAGAAGGGAAGAAGAAAAUUAAAAAGAGUGUAACACGCAACGUCAUGACUGCCAUUCUCAGCCUGCCUCCAGGAGAUAUCUACAACCUCUCUGUCACAGCCUGCACUGAGAGAGGGAGCAACACUUCCAUGCUCCGCCUUGUCAAGCUAGAACCAGCCCCUCCGAAAUCACUCUUUGCAGUGAACAAAACACAGACGUCGGUGACUCUUCUGUGGGUGGAAGAGGGUGUUGCUGAUUUCUUUGAAGUCCUCUGUCAACAGCUCGGCUCUAGCCAUGAUGUCAAACUCCAGGAACCCAUAGCUGUUUCCUCCCACGUCGUGACCAUCUCGAGCCUGCUUCCAGCCACUGCCUACAACUGCAGCAUCACCAGCUUCAGCCACAACAGUCCCAGCGUCCCCACGUUCAUAGCUGUCUCUACAAUGGUUACAGAGAUGAACCCUAACGUGGUGGUGAUCUCAGUGCUGGCCAUCCUCAGUACACUCUUAAUUGGACUGCUGUUAGUGACCCUUAUCAUUCUUAGAAAGAAGCACCUGCAGAUGGCUAGGGAGUGCGGAGCUGGAACAUUUGUCAAUUUCGCAUCCUUGGAGAGGGAAGGGAAACUUCCCUACAGCUGGCGUAGGAGUGUGUUUGCUUUCUUAACCCUGCUGCCUUCAUGUCUUUGGACUGAUUAUCUUUUGGCAUUUUAUAUUAACCCUUGGAGUAAAAAUGGCUUAAGGAAGAGGAAGCUGACGAACCCAGUUCAGCUGGAUGACUUUGAUUCUUACAUCAAGGAUAUGGCCAAGGACUCUGACUAUAAAUUCUCUCUUCAAUUUGAGGAGUUGAAACUGAUCGGACUGGAUAUUCCACAUUUCGCUGCAGAUCUUCCACUGAACCGAUGCAAAAACCGCUACACGAACAUCCUGCCAUAUGACUUCAGCCGAGUGAGACUAGUAUCCAUGAAUGAAGAGGAAGGAGCAGACUACAUUAAUGCCAACUAUAUCCCUGGAUACAACUCGCCGCAGGAGUACAUCGCCACGCAGGGGCCACUGCCGGAAACCAGAAACGAUUUCUGGAAGAUGGUCCUCCAGCAGAAGUCUCAUAUCAUCGUCAUGCUCACUCAAUGCAAUGAGAAAAGGAGGGUAAAAUGUGACCACUACUGGCCAUUCACACAAGAACCCAUCGCUUAUGGUGACAUCACCGUGGAGAUGAUCUCUGAGGAAGAACAGGACGACUGGGCCAGCAGACACUUCCGGAUCAAUUAUGCUGAUGAGGCACAAGACGUCAUGCAUUUCAACUACACGGCCUGGCCUGAUCACGGUGUGCCUCCAGCAAAUGCUGCCGAAAGCAUCCUACAGUUUGUAUUCAUGGUCCGACAGCAAGCCACCAAGAGCAAAGGGCCCAUGAUCAUCCACUGCAGUGCCGGUGUGGGACGAACAGGAACCUUCAUUGCCCUGGACAGGCUCUUGCAGCACAUUCGAGACCAUGAAUUUGUGGACAUCUUAGGACUGGUUUCGGAAAUGAGGUCAUACCGGAUGUCAAUGGUCCAGACAGAGGAGCAGUACAUCUUUAUCCAUCAGUGUGUGCAGCUGAUGUGGCUGAGGAAGAAGCAACAGUUCUGCAUCAGCGAUGUCAUCUAUGAGAACGUCAGCAAGUCCUAGUUCUGGAUCCAGAGCCGUAAGAAGAGAAGCUCUUAGUGUGAGGACAUCGUAUCUACCCAUGCUCUCUAGUUUCCAGAGUUUUCGUAGGGGCUCUUUACCUAAAUUGAGUCCCUGCUGUGUAGUACAUGGCCAAGGAGGUGAUCUCCCUCCUAGAAUCCAGACUUAGCCUUAAGGAGCUUAUGGUAUCUUUUGGAAUCUUCACUUCUGGACGUCUGAUGGACCAAACUCGCAAGGAUUCCAGGAAUGUCAAAACGCUCCGCAAAGGGCAGGGAGCACAGCGCUACCUGACAGUUUAGUUGGCCCUUUGCUGCUUGGGCUGGGCUGAUUUUUUUAAGUGCAAUAAUUUUUGUAUAAUUGUGAUUUUAUCAGAACGUUGAAUUGUUAUCUGCCCACACCAUUGAUCAACGCCACAGCCCUGGAAAGAACCAACAUUACUACAGAGGUAUACCUCACUACUGAAGAGGCACAGCCACACAGGAAGAAGCGAUAAAUCUACUUCAAAGAAAAUGAGCGAGAAUGACCCACGCUCCAACCUUGAAGCUACGGGAUCAGGAAUGGGUGGGCAGAUGGGGGAGAAAGGGUCCACCCACACCUAUCAGCCAGCUUAUCUUUUCCUAUUGCAAAUAUGAAAACCUGUUUCAAAGUAGAGUAGGAAAAAAAAAAACUAUUUGUCUGACUUGUCGUAGUUCCCAGUGGGUUUCUUCCUUGUUGACAGUUGGGAGUUUCUUCCCUGUCCCUUUUGAACUAAUGACAUGGUCUUUUUCAAACAGCCAGAGCUGAUUCCGCAGUUUUGAGUCUGACUCUGAGCUCCGCUGCUGUCUGAGCUAGUCCUGGUGCCUCGCCAUUUAUUCUUCUGUCCACUUAUGUACACAAGAGCAGUUUCUCUAAAGCGAUAGGCUGUAAAAAUGCACUUUCUUUCCCCACCCAGAAGAGAUGGGAAUUCAGAAGUUAUGACAACAAACUCAGCAUGCUAGGACAGUUAUUGGACACCAUCCCUUACGAAUAUCAUAGAGCAUCUGUAUGGAUUCCGACAGAAGAUUCUCCUGGGUUUCUUUUCUUUUCUGUUGUCAGAUUCAUUUUAAUUGGUGUAGCUAGUGGCAUUUAAUUCUUUGGAUUUUGUAUGAUUAAAAUACAUGAUUGUGUGUUGUGACCAUGAA